Messenger RNA from Paramecium tetraurelia, 552 nucleotides. RefSeq lists its product as uncharacterized. NCBI's taxonomy places the organism in Eukaryota, Ciliophora, Oligohymenophorea, Peniculida, Parameciidae. The transcript is spliced from 3 exons. The record is from RefSeq and is a predicted model, not a curated record.
AUGCAAAUUAAAAAGAGACAUUCAGUAAACCCUGAAUUAUAACUCAAAAAUCUAAAUGGCUAGUACAAAUCAGUUUGCAAAUCAUAGCAUAUGAUAGUUACUAAGGAUAUUUAGCCAUCUCCUAUAAAAUUGAUCAGAAAGUAAGGGAGACAUACCCAAAGUUUUAUUAACACUCAUUAAUCUCUGCACAUUUGUAAUAAUCCCACUUAUUAACUUAUUCAAUAAUGUAUUACUGCUGCUGAAAUGAUUAAAGAGAAACAUAAAACCAAAACUACUCAUAAAUUUUUUCAUAUUCGAUCAUGUUCUGUUCCUUGUCCUAAGAUGCAGAAUAUUAAUAAUCUAGUUGACUCCUUGGUGGAUGAUGCUGAUGCUUAAAACAUUAAGGAAUAAAAGAAUCUAGAAGUAGAAAUUUAAACUGUUAUGAAUUAAUUAAUUGAAGAAAAAAAAUAGAAACAAAAAGCAAUAUCCUAAGGAGAAAGCCUAUUUAAGUAGCAAGAUCUUUCAAUACAAUAUCUGAAAUCUAGAAUCGAACAGUAUAAAUAAUUAGUUUGA